CCCAGGUUGGCAUGACAUGCAUAUGAAGAGUGUGGAAGUGCAAUCAAAGGUGUUUCACUCUUAGUAAAUCUCUUAAAUCUGAUUAAGCCAAAAUAUUCCCAAAAGAGAAUGGACAAGAUUGCUUUUUCAGGAUAAAGACAGGGAAGAGGAGGAGGAUAAGAAAAGAAGAGAAGUAGAGAGUAAGGAAGGUAAAGAAAUGCAAAAGAGGAGUCAUGUGGCGUGUAAGUUUUACAGUUAAUCCUAAACUACUCCCGGGCGGGAUCCCUGCUCGGGGGGCCGUAAAGAAAGGACUGACUGGAGGAGUGAAAGGGAAAAGAAGGCUGUUCUCUUUUUCUCUGCGAUGUCGGAUGGGAGUGAUCCGAGGACGGGUUAAAGAUGAUGCCUCAUACUCAAAGGGAAGCAAAGACUCUGCUGCGUGUGACAGCAGCGGUUUCACCAAAAGGUGCAGUCUUGCUGAUGAGCAGAGAGGUGUGACCACAGUGGAACUGAUUAAAAAAGAGGGUAGCAGUCUCGGCCUCACCAUCUCCGGAGGCUGUGACAAGGACGGCAAGCCAAGAGUGUCAAACCUGAGACCAGGAGGUCUUGCAACCCGGAGUGAUCAGCUCAAUGUGGGUGACUACAUCAAGUCAGUGAACGGUAUAAAUUUGUCCAAACUCAGACACGAUGAGAUCAUCAGCAUGUUGAAGAACAUCGGUGAACGUGUGGUGCUGGAGGUGGAGUACGAGCUGCCUGUAUUCGCUCCCAGCAAUCCCGGCAAUGUCAUCUCUAAAACUAUUGAAGUGUGUCUGGAGAAAGAAGGCAACAGCUUUGGCUUCGUUCUUAGAGGGGGCUUCCAUGAGGACUGGCAAAAGGCUCGACCUCUAGUUGUGACCUAUGUUAGACCCGGAGGACCUGCAGACAGAGAGGGGACCCUGCGAGCGGGCGACCGUGUAUUGAGUGUGAGCGGCGUUGCUCUGAACAGACUGAAACAUGCAGACGCUCUGACUCUGAUCAUGCAGAGCAGCCAGGAGGCUUUCUUCCUCAUCGAGUAUGACAUCACAGUCAUGGACUCAGUCCAGAAGUCAUCAGGGCCGCUGCAGGUGGAGAUUGCCCACUCUGCAGGCUCAGUACUGGGUAUCAGUCUUACUACCACUCUCUAUAGGAACAAACAGGUCAUUACAAUCCAGAAAAUCAAACCUGCCAGUGUUGCAGACAGGUGUGGUGCUUUGCAUGUAGGAGAUAUUCUCUUGGCUAUAGAUGGCAUGAGCACAGAGCAUUGCUCUCUGAUGGAGGCACAUCAGCUUCUGUCAAACUCCUCAGAACUCACAAAACUAGAGAUUCUGCCCUCUCAGCACAGCGUAUGUGACACAGUACGUGUCCAGAGAAGCAGUCAGCGUCAGUGGGACUCUAGUGAGAACUACACCAGCGCCCCUCCACCAUUCCAAAAAACGCCUUUGGCUUGGAGUCAAACCACUCCUACACCAUCACACAGCAGAUCUGUGACAUCUGGCAUCUCUACAAAUACAUCUGGCUUUCACAGUUACAACUCUGGGACUCAGUCAUCAUACCCCAAUACUUACCCCAGCAACACCCUGCCCUCAAACCCCUCCAGCCCCCGCAGCACCGUCACCAAGAGGAGACACCGGAGGAAAGACCACAAGAGCUCCUUGUCUCUGGCGUCGAGUACAGUGGGCGCUGGUGGUCAGGUCGUGCAUAUAGAGACCAGUGAGGUGGUUUUGAGAGGAGAUCCUCUUACUGGGUUGGGGCUUCAGUUACAGGGAGGAGUGUUUGCUACAGAGCCGCUGUCAGCGCCUGCCUGCAUCCGCUUUAUAGAGCCAGACACACCUGCGGAAAGGUGUGGGGUGUUACAAGUCGGUGACAGACUUCUUUCGAUUAAUGGAAUUUCCACUGAGGACGGAACACUGGAAGAGGCCAAUCAGCUGCUCCGAGAUGCAGCGCUGGCCAAUAAGGUCAUACUGGAAGUGGAGUUUGAUGUUGCAGAGUCUGUUAUUCCCAGCAGUGGCACAUUUCAGGUGAAGCUACCCAAGAGACGUGGAGUGGAGCUAGGCAUUACUAUCAGUGCAAGCAAGAAGCCAGGAAAACCUCUGAUCAUCUCUGAGAUACAAAGAGGAAGUAUUGCACACAGAAUAGGAACUCUGGAGCCAGGUGAUCGAUUAAUGGCCAUUGAUAAUGUACGACUGGAUCAUUGUGGAAUGGAAGAAGCCAUGAUGGUUCUCCGACAGGCUGAGGGCAUGGUCAAACUGCGCAUUCAGAAAGAUGAAGAUAACUUGGAUGAAUUGGAGUCGUCUGGUUCCAUUAUUUUCACAGUCGAGCUCAAGAGACAUGGGGGUCCUCUUGGAAUCACAAUAUCUGGCACUGAAGAACCUUUCAACCCCAUUCUGAUCUCCAGUCUAACCCGCAACGGUCUCGCACAAAGGACUGGCGCUCUUCAUGUUGGUGAUCGUGUCUUGGCCAUCAAUAACAUGAGUUUGAAGGGAAAACCUCUUAGCGAAGCCAUUCACCUCCUACAGACGGCUGGAGACACUGUCACACUCAAGAUUAAAAAACGGUCUGAACCGCUUUUGGAGUCGGACAGGAGCAGCCCGUCCCGGACAGCCUCAUGUGUGAGUGACACGGAAGACGAUCGCUCCGAUUCUUACAGGCGUGGUAAAUACUCCGAAUUUCACCGCCUGACCACACCUCCCAGUCUGGAUUCAGCUAUGGACUCAUGGGAUAGCUCUGCCCUGGAUGCUGGCUAUGGAAGUCAAGGCGUCUAUAUCCAUAGGACACCUGAUUACACACUUCACCCUAAUGACUGGAGACAGACCAAUCACAGGAGCCCACUGACCUCCAGAAGACACGCCCACCGAACCGCAGUGUAUGAUGGGAGGCUGGGGGAGGAGGACUGGACGUAUUCUGGAUCUGUCAGUCCUGCACGUUAUCAUGACAACAACAAUACAGAAACUCAGGGGAACUAUUGGUCGCAAGCUCUUCAGGACCUGGAGACCUGUGGGCAAUCAGAAAUCCUUCGAGAACUUGAGGCUACUAUAAUGUCAGGCAGCACGCUGAGCUUGGGAGAAGACUGUGAGAAGCAGAAUGAAAGCAGCACCAAAGCUCUAGCUCUAAACCCUCAGAGGACCUUGGAGAACACAGUCGGACCAGAGGAUAUGAAAGACUCCAGCCCUUCUCUGCCAUUAGAGCUUCAUAAGAUAUGUUUACGGAAGGAUGCUGACAGCAGGGAUUUUGGGUUUAGCGUGUCCGACGGGCUUCUGGAAAAGGGUGUUUACGUGAACAUGAUCCGCCCUGAUGGGCCUGCAGACCAAGCUGGGUUACGCCCAUAUGACCGUAUUCUACAGGUCAAUCACGCACGGACACGAGAUUUUGACUGUUGUUUGGCCGUGCCGUUGAUCACAGAAGCUGGAGAGCAUCUGCAGCUGGUCAUCAGCAGAAGCCCUCUCACACAGGCACAUGUUUGGUCAACUAAAGAUUGUCAGGACACUUCUGAAAUGCUGUCGUUUGUUUCUGCACAAAAUCUAAAAAGAGUCAAUCUCUGACCUCCAAAAAUCAGCCAUAGACAUCAACAAUAACAUGGUGCACAAUUUUUCCACACAAAUGGUUCUCUCUCUCACCUUCAUGUCAUUUAUAGAACAUCAGUUAUAGGCAAACUAGCACACAAUAACACUGUUGUUUUUAUAUUUUUAACUAAGUUUUGUUUUUGUCACAAUUUAAGACCCACUUCAGAUUUUUUCUUUUAACUUGUUCUACACCUUUCGUUUUUACCACAAUUUAAUUUUGUUUUGUUUGUUUUACUUUGAAUUCCUCUUACACAAAAGUUGUCACAAUGUGACCUACACAAACAUUCACAAGUCACAUCAUCAGUUUAUUAAACCUCACAGACUGGCACAUAAAUUGUUUGUGUUCACACAAAAUGUUCAUCUUGUAUAUAAAUUACACACAUCCAUUAGUUUCUCCUGUCAACAGGAACACUUUGAUGAUAGCACAGAUCUGCAGGUACUUAUGAAACAGAGAAAUACCAAAUCAUAUGUUGACUGUUUAGAUUAUACAUAUUCUUCAGCUGUUUUAAAACCAUGAUGGUAUGACAAUUUAUUUUAAGCAUUGGAUAUCUCUGGGAAAAUCCACGUGGAUAAGAAGGACAUGGGUAUUUUAUCACCAACUUCAAAAGCGACAUGUUUUGACAUGUGAAUAUUGAGCUGCAUGUGACGUGAUAUGUUUUAUUAGUGAACCAUGAGCCAUUUGAGUGUGUGGCAUUAAAUGUCAUAAAAACCAGAAAUAAAUUCACAAUUUUAAUUGAUCUAAAGUUCUUGAAAGGAGCUUGUUUUAAGUAUAACUUUUAAAAGAAGAUCUUUCUCUGUAUGUCAUAGUACCCACAAUCCUCUAUUCUGUGUGUAAACACCUUUUCCUGUAUGUAGGAUGUUAAAUAUGUAGAAUGUCACGAAUAAGAUGUGUAUUUAAUGACUAUUCUUGGUUUAGAAAUAAAUUCCUUUUUAAAGAAAAUAAAGGAUAAAAACCAGACUGUCUGUGGUAAAAAUAUACCCUAAUCGUUUCCAGAAGACAGGUUGGUGUCGUGAUCUUUUCCUGUCUUUCCGUAGCAAGUGCAUGUACCAGGACUGCGUUCAAGGCUUUUUGGGCACUGUUGUUAAUUUUUUUUAAUACAUUUAA
Molecule: messenger RNA, 4659 nt
Organism: Xyrauchen texanus (razorback sucker)
Lineage: Eukaryota; Metazoa; Chordata; Actinopteri; Cypriniformes; Catostomidae
Gene: grip2a
Product: glutamate receptor interacting protein 2a
Exons: 24
Coding region: 213-3533 (1106 amino acids)
Biological process (GO): neurotransmitter receptor transport, endosome to postsynaptic membrane
Molecular function (GO): protein binding
Source: RefSeq, a predicted model, not a curated record